Molecule: messenger RNA, 3524 nt
Organism: Anoplopoma fimbria (sablefish)
Lineage: Eukaryota; Metazoa; Chordata; Actinopteri; Perciformes; Anoplopomatidae
Gene: fgf12a
Product: fibroblast growth factor 12a
Exons: 6
Coding region: 1-774 (257 amino acids)
Biological process (GO): fibroblast growth factor receptor signaling pathway; positive regulation of gene expression; cell differentiation
Cellular component (GO): cytoplasm
Molecular function (GO): growth factor activity; fibroblast growth factor receptor binding
Source: RefSeq, a predicted model, not a curated record
AUGGCCGCGAUCGCCAGCUCCCUGAUCCGGCAGAAACGCCAGGCGAGGGAGUCGAACAGCGACCGGGUCUCCACUUCCAAACGCCGCCCCAGCCCCAGCAAAGACCCCCGCUCUCUGUGCGAGAGGCAUUUCUUGGGGGUCUUCAGCAAAGUCCGCUUCUGCAGCGGCAAGAAAAGACCCGUUCGGCGGCGACCAGAUGCACCCUCGAAACCUCCACAGGUGUCCCAUAAGGGCUGCAGGCUAGAGCCGCAGCUGAAAGGCAUCGUGACACGACUGUUCAGCCAGCAGGGCUUCUACCUGCAGAUGCAGCCGGAUGGAACCAUCGACGGCAGCAAGGACGAGAACAGCGACAGCACCCUGUUCAAUCUUAUUCCUGUGGGUCUGAGAGUGGUGGCCAUCCAGGGAGUGAAGAGUGGCUUCUACAUUGGCAUGAAUGGAGAGGGCAUGCUCUACAGCUCGGAGAUGUUCACACCGGAGUGCAAGUUCAAGGAGUCUGUUUUUGAGAACUACUAUGUGAUCUACUCGUCCACUGUGUACCGGCAGCAGGAGUCGGGCCGGGCCUGGUUCCUUGGCCUCACCAAGGAGGGACAAGUCAUGAAGGGCAACCGGGUCAAGAAGACUAAGCCCUCGUCCCACUUUGUGCCCAGGCCCAUCGAAGUUUGUAUGUACAGGGAGCCGUCCAUGCAUGAGAUAGAGGACAAGCACCGCUCCAGGAAGAGCUCAGGGACUCCCACCAUGAAUGGAGGAAAAGCUGUCAAUCAGGACUCCACAUAGCAGCGGGGGGAGGGGCUUCCAGCAGGGGGAGUGGCUUCAUCCGGACUCAGGGGGAGGGGCCACGGGAAAACUCACCACCACCCCCCAAAAAAGAAAUACGCGCCACCAUCCCCUCUGAAAAAAAAAAAACAGGGCGUUGCGACGACGAGGAGCUAUUACUGUACAACCAAGACAACAAAAACAGAACUGAACUCUUGCCUGUGAAAACCUUUUAGAUGAAUUAAUAUCACUCCAGAGGAUCUAUAUAUAUGAAAAGAAAAAAAACAUUUUCAAUCAGGACUUGACCAACAUUUUAUGCAAAAAAAAUAGAAAAAGCUGUGAUAAACAAACUAAGUAAUGGUGGUCUCUCUUCACACAAAUACAAAUAUCUAUCAUUUCCAAUUUAUGCUGUGAAAAACAAGCUUUAAUACAUGUUAAAUUUUCAUACAUUGGUUUCUUUUCUAAAUGCUAUUGCACUCUCAUAUGCUUUAUUGUGUUAUUGUUGUCAGUAAUAACUAUAACAUCCUCAUCAUUAAUAAUCAGUUGUAUUUUAUCAUUCCAGUUACUAUCAUGGUUAUUCUGGCUUUAUUUUUAUUUUGAAAUUAGAGAAAGUGGGUUUUUUUUCUCUCUCAUAGUUUGAUCUUGAAUGCACUGUCGCACUAACUGCUCUUGUGUGAGGGUAUGACUGAAUGUAUUCGAUAGUUCUCUGUGUUGGACUCCAAUGGAAACAGAGUGCUUUGGGUGGGAUGUAAUUUACUCAGGUGUGUACUGUAAGUGGGAUAGGACAGAUGGGGUUGUUUCAAGUACUCUGACAUGAACUCCCCUUUACUGUUCGGCAAUGACGAGACGAGACUGAUUCAAGCAAUAUAAUAGAGAGCAGUCUAGUGUCUCUUAAUAAAAGUAAUAAGCUGACAGCACAUCCCUGUGGUUGGUGUGUUUGUCAGUAGAGAAGACUGACAAAGAAAGUCGUACAAGUAGGUUAACUGUCUGAGUCAAGGAAAACUGUUUUGAUAUCACUUCAAUAUACUCUUUAACAUUUGCAAGGAUUUAUUAGGUUUUAAUUAAAGAGAUUUCCAAAUUUAUCGAAAAUGUUAAAGAAAAGUAUUCUCACCAAAAGCCAAGGGGAAGAUAAUGACCAGCAUCAGCACUAUGAGCCAUGGCCAAAAAACGGUCACUUCACAUUUACACCUCAAAAAACCCCACAGAUCCUUCCCCUGCUGUUAGCUCGGAUAAAAAUAUAACCAUAUAACAGUAAUCAAGCCUUUGAACCAUUUGGAUAAAAGACUUCUGCUGUUUCUUUCAAAGCAAAAGAAAGUUGUUUAGGCAGGCAGUGAGAAUACGUGUUGACUAGUUUUUAAGACUAUUUCUGUUAAGUUUUUAUUGUGAAAGUAUUCAAGAUUUCUCAAAGGUUGUGGACAGGGUGCCUGACUGUUUAUUAACUGUCUGAUCUGACUUGUUGAUGUUUUCAAUAUAAGGUCGCAAAUCAUUAAGACCGUCACAAUGGAAGCAGAAUGUCUCAUUGAGGAACCAGUUCGUCUGGACUUAGCCGGGUUUAGGGGAGGAUGUCUUCCCAUGUCGGUGAGAGUAUCUCCACCGUUUGUUUUCUCUCUCAUGGUAGCCCAUACAGUCUCCACCCUAACCCCCCUGGUUUUGUGACCCAUGAAAUGAGACAUUUGCUGCAUUGUGGAGGGAAGCUGCUCUUUCAUAAAUCAACAUGCUGACAGGGCUGUACAAACAAGGUGAAUUGACUGGUACGCAGCGUACACACAUAUGUAUGCUACAUAGCUUAUUCCUAAUCCCCAAUUAGUUUGUCUAACUCAGGAAGUCUUAUAAUUGUCCCAAGAAUGGGCCAGACUUAAAGACUGGCCGCUCGUUGUCCAGCACCCGUUGCACAAAGCCUGGCCACCGGUGUGGUGUUUAAGGAGGUCAGGACGGGGUCGAUUGGGGUUUUUAUCAUUAACAAGUGGUGUACAGCUAAGUUUAGCCAGGUAAGGAAGGUUGGGAAAAGGGAUCACAGGAGCCAAGACAAAGCAUGAACAUCGCAUGACUGUAAGAGUUGAUUUUGAGGUGAGCGCUAAUAAAAGAUUGUUUCAAAUUUGGGGAGUAUAAAUCCAAAACAUUUUUAUGCAACGUUUUAAUGCAAGUUUCUAAUCUCUGCUAAGUCUGGUUGAAAUUGUAUGCUACCUUUGGUGAUAUGUACAGUAAAAUAGCACACAUUCAGUUGCACAGAGCAAACUGCAGUUAUCAUAGAUCUGGCUUUAUGCCAUGGGCCUUGGUCCAUAGCUGGUUCAUUAACGGUAGAUUAGUUUUACUUCCACAGCACCUACCCAACAGUGAUACAUACAGUAUAUUAGACGUGAGACUGAAAGUCAACAGGCAAGACCAGCAUAUAAAAGUAUCUUUUUUAAUAAAGGUUUAUAUUGGUGCAAAUGAGAUACAUGUGGACUUAAAGCAAUGCAUGAAAUUGGAUGUACUCGAUGUCAACCGUUGACAGCAGAAUGAGAGGAUUUGAGAAAGGGAUGAAUAAAGCAAGGAGGUAAAAAGUAGCUGAUGUGAGAGAGCGGUAAAGGGGAACACUUUUCAGGAGGUUUAUUGAUUUAUGAAAGGGCGACCAAAGGCUUUGGUUGUACGUGAUAUUAAGUAGAAUUUAUUAUUUUAUGUUUGCAGAUGAUUUCACUGCAUUGGAACACGCUCAUAUAUGCAUUAUGAAUUGUGAGAUGAAAUAAAAAAAAUAAAAAUAUGCAUUGAUAAUAAAAAUCAGAAUGAAGUUA